GAGAAAAAGUCCAGUCUCCUCGCACGGUUCCAAAACUUUUCUCCUACAGCCACAAUUCUACACACCACCACGGAGAAAAAUGCAACCUUUUGCGUUGUUCCCAUCCGUGAGCGACGUCGACGCUGAGAGACUUGCCCAGGGGCCCACCUAGAGACGAGGAAUUAUUGCUGCGGUCCCAUUCGGGAGCGGCGACGGCGAGAGCUCCGCUGUGGGCCCCGCCGGGAAAUCUGGCCUCCGGCCAAUGGGAGUCGGAAGAAGAGGAUGCCCUUCUUCUCCGUCGGCCAAUGGCGUUGCAGAUAAGGUCACGGUUGUGGGCCCCAGCCAUUGGAAAAGAUCAAGGCGCCGUGGGCCCACCGUCGGCCCAAAAGUGCACCUCCGAUGGCCCACCUCAUCCUUCUCAGUACAGUUUGCCUCUCUGUUAGAGUCUUCUGCAGCUCCCAAAACAUACGAGCAAGAGCUCGUGUGAUAUUUAUCAGCUAACGUCUACGAGAACGUUGUGCCUCUUCUGUCCACCUUAGCAGCAAGUGAUGAGCCACUUCGAGAAGCAAAGGUCGCCCGAGGUCGUGGCGUCUAGCGCGGUGGCCGGGAAGACCGCCCGUGCGUGCGACGGGUGCGCCCGCCGCCGCGCGCGGUGGUACUGCCCUGCCGACGACGCUUUCCUCUGCCAGAACUGCGACUUCUCCGUCCACUCCGCCAACCCCCUCGCUCGCCGCCACCGUCGCGUUCGUCUCAGAGCCGCCGACGUGGAUUCGGAAGAGUCGUCUCCCUCUUGGCUCCGGGGAUUCAAGCGCAAGGCCCGGACCCCCCGCGCGCACCAGCAUGAGAAGACGACCUCUGGAGCGCGGAGACUGCGACCGACGACCGUGCCGGAGCUCAUCGAGACAUCGGUCGAUGAGACCGAGGAGGAGGAGGAGCAGCUUCUCUACUGCGUCCCGGUGGUCGACCCGGCCCUCGCGGAAUUCUGCUCCCCCCCCAUGCUCGACGACUCGAACACUUGUUCCGGCGACGAAACUAAGCCGACGAUGGAUUCAACAGACGGCACCCCUGCGUCCACCUCCACCGUGGAUACCGCUAAUAGGCUGGCCCCGUUCCUCCCGUCGGUCACGGAUCUCGCGGAGUUCGCAGCCGACAUGGAGAGCCUUCUCGGUGGAGGUCUCGAUGCGCGCGACGGCUCCUUCUCGAUGGAGAAGCUCGGGCUGGUAAACUCGAUGGAAGACAACGUCGACUAUUGCUUGGACAGUGCCGGCAGAUUGAAGACGGAGCAGCCGGACGAUACAGAACAGUGCCCAGUCGAACUGGACAUCGACAAGUCGAGCGAGACGCUGGAGCUGGACCUCGACUGGCCAGGGUCGUCGACAGCUAAAGAGGAGGAACUCGAAGAAGAGAAUGUGGAGGUGGCGUCGGAGCAGCAACAAGUGACAAAGAAAGCCAAAUUAAGACUCGACUACGAAGCGGUCAUAUCCGCGUGGUCGAGCUAUGGCUCUUCACCAUGGACCGACGGCGAGCGGCCACAGAUUAAUCUAGACUAUUAUUGGCCCGACUACAUGGGUGUGCGGGUGGAAGUAGGAGGAGGAGGAGGAGGAAGAGGGGAGACACCGGGAACCGGGCACGGCAGCGACACAGGAGUGGGAUUUGUGGAUGUGGGGAGGCAGGCGAGGGUGACGAGGUACCGGGAGAAGCGGCGGACGAGGCUGUUCGCGAAGAAGAUACGGUACGAGGUGCGGAAGCUGAACGCGGAGAAGCGGCCGAGGAUGAAGGGUCGAUUUGUGAAGCGAGCUCCGGGAUCAGCCUUUGCUCACUGAGGCGGUCAUUCCGGUUCCAGUUUCCAGGUGCUCAACUGGGUAAAUAAUAUACUCUCACCUUUCUCUUUCCUUUUCCCAUCAUAAUUUUUGGGCCCUUCUGCAUCUGUCAAGAGUUCUUGGGGGGGGAUGCCAAUUAUUUUUAUGAUGGAAUUUCUAAUAAUUCCACCUUUUUAUUAACCCCUACGUCAAAUCUAGUCACUAAGAUCUAAAUAGGACUUUUAACACUUGGAGCUCAGAUUUGACCUCAUAGUUAUGCUGAAAAAAAUGUAUAUAAUUCCUCUUUAAUUCAAUGAUAUUGAAUUAUCUAAUUACCACCAAUUCAA
Musa acuminata AAA Group (dessert banana) is the source of this 2125-nucleotide messenger RNA. RefSeq names its product zinc finger protein CONSTANS-LIKE 16. The transcript is spliced from 2 exons. Lineage: Eukaryota; Viridiplantae; Streptophyta; Magnoliopsida; Zingiberales; Musaceae. Gene Ontology annotation, molecular function: zinc ion binding; protein binding. Gene Ontology annotation, biological process: regulation of DNA-templated transcription. Gene Ontology annotation, cellular component: nucleus. The coding region runs from base 528 to 1802 and encodes 424 amino acids. The record is from RefSeq and is a predicted model, not a curated record.